CGAGUCCGCAGCGGAGGCGGCGGCGGGCGGGCUAUGGAUUCUCGUCCACGGCGGGGCUCUGCCCUCAGCCGCUCCACCUACAUCUACGACGUGCGGCCGCUCGUACUGGACGAGUUCUGCAGGAUCAUGGACACGUGCGAGAGCCCCAUGGGGUGGCGCGACCUGGCCAAGCACAUGAUUAGUGACAUGACGGAGAUGCGUCUGCUGGCGCUCAAGGGCGAGCACGGCAAGAGCUGCACGGCGGAGCUCAUCUGGACGUGGGGCCAGCGCAACCACACGGUGGGCGAACUCCUGGACUUGCUGGAGGUGAUCGGCAACAAACGCGCGCUCAACCUCUUCCUGCGUGAGAUUGAGAUGACCAGCAUGUCGCCGCCUUCAUUCGGCGCUCCCGAAUCUCUACCGCCGCCUCCCUUGGCCUUGCCGGAUCCGGUGAAGGUGCCCUACAGCCCGAACGUGUCGCCCGUCUGCCACGUCCAUCACACCGGACCAGCGCUGUGCCAGGCACAGCCAAGUGACAGCGAACCCAAAGAAUUGAACGUUGCAAAUGUGUUGGACGGUGCAGGGCUCCCCUUGCCCGGGAAACCGCCGGGUGACACGUUCUGCCCCAUCUCGCUCGGCUCUGCCAACUGUUCCGACAACCUUCAGCCGAGCAGCAGCGACAGCAGCGGUAGCGGCGGCAGCAGCAGCAGUAGUAAUAUCACCAGCGACAAUACGGGCGGAUCUCUGCGUAACUUGAAGGAAGAUAAGUGCAGCAACUUGGACAGCGAGGUGGACAGCAGCUGCAAGGCUACGAUGGAGUCCAUCGGCUCACAAGAUUCACCCUCUGACAACAACGCCGCUGUGCUCGACCUGCAGCAGAUAUUCUCGCUGCAAGCUAUCUUGGAAGGCACCCACAACUUCAGCAUCGACCGAAAGCUGGGAGAAGGUGCCUUUGGCGUCGUGUACAAGGCUGACAUCCACAGGACCCCGUUUGCCGUCAAAUUGUUGAAAAAGCAAGGUGGAAUCCAGUGGCAGACGGUGUUGGAAAGCCUGCACGCCGAAAUGAAGCAUCUUUACAUGUUGCGGCAUCCGAAUGUGCUCGAGCUGGCUGGGUUCUGCCUGGAGCAAGACCACUGCUGCCUGGUUUACCACUUCAUGCCCAACGGCUCUCUGGAGGAUCGCCUGCACCGCGGGAAGGGCGAUGGACCUCUGUUGUGGCGGACGAGGUUGGAGAUUGCGGAGGGAUCUGCUCGUGGCCUUCAGUAUCUGCACACGGCUCAAAUGGACCCAGUCAUACACGGGGACAUCAAGAGUGCCAACAUCCUGCUGGACAGCCACUGCCAGGCGAAGCUCGGCGACUUUGGAAUCGCGCGCAUGGGCCCCUUCCUGGGCAUGCGCAGUUACACGUACGUGCGCAGCGCGGAGAUGCGCGGCACGCUCGCCUACCUGCCCGACGAGUACGUGCGAUCACGCCAGCUCUCGACCAAGGUGGACAGCUACAGCUUUGGCGUGGUACUGCUUGAGCUACUCACGGGGAGGAAGGCUGUUCAGGAGCAACCACAGCCUCAGUUCCUGAAAGACGAGGUGGAGGACGCGCUGGACUCGGACGAGGUGGGCACGGUGAGUGAGCGGAUGUUUGAUCGCUCCGCCGGGCCCUACCCUCAGAGCCAGGCGACCGACGUUCUGCGUCUGGCGUGCAAGUGCCUGGACAAGCGCAAGAAACGGCCCGAGAUGACCGAGGUGCUCGAGUGCCUGGAGGCGAUGCGGCAAACGGAUGCCGACAACACGCGCCCGCUGGCCCUGCCUUCGGACGCCGCGCCGACCCCGCUCGGCCACCGGGGAACGACGCCGCUGGAGCCGGCGGGGCCUCGACAGGUCCCCGUCGAGUCGACCGACGUCCACCAAUUCCCGAUGCUGCCUCAGGACCUGCGCUCGCACUCGCCCGUCACGGCGGCGACGUCCGACGCGCGGCUCCCCCCGCCGCCGCCGUCGUCGCCCCCUUGCCGUGGGCGCCAACCCUCGUGGUGGGGGGGCGGGGGCGCCGCCUUGGUUGCCGACGACGCCGGGAAGCUCUUGCGCGCACCCUGCGAGUCGGACGAUUUGUGCAGCGCGGGCGCCGGCAGCGGCGUGGGCUCCGGCAGCGGUGGCGGAGCGGAGGCUGCUGCGUUCCCCUUGUCGCUGGCGAUGGAGAGCGUGCACGUGCAUGGCGGCGGCGGCGCCGGCGGGCCGGACGCGAAGCCGAGAGGAGUGGCGCGCUCCUUCGAGGCCGGUCGAGAGUUUGUGGCGAGGAUGAUGGAAAGCGGCGGCGGCAGUGGUGGCGAGGACGCGCUGCUUUGUCACCGCGGAUUGCCGCCGCAGCCGUCGUCUGGACGCAGCGAGCACGCGGGCACCGCCAAGAGCAUGGCGCGGCCGGGACAUUACGAAGCGGCGUCCCUGUCGCUCAAAGGGGCGGAGAACUGUUGGGCGCGGAGGGUGGACUGGUCCGAAUUCUCUUCCACCGCCGCCGCAUUCGUCGUCGUCGUCAACCUCGUCUGCGAACGCGAGCCAAGGUACAAACAGAGUUCCAACUGAGGAUUUGGAGUCUCGGACUGGGAACAGAUGAUCCACGGAACAACAUCGUCUCUUGAGUUGAUAUUGACUGGACUUGCCUGGACCAAAGUGGUCAUUGCGAUUUAGGAGUGGGACCACACGACUUCAGCGUGGAGGGCAUGAUAUGUCUUGCCUUGUUUGGUCUCUCUAUGUAUGAACAGCACUUUGUAUUUUGUUGCCUAAUAUCUUAGGUAUGUAACCAGACAGACCCGAAUUGAAAACAAAAGAGUAAAGUUAUUUGUUUUCAAGAGCAUAACCAUUCAUGUACAGCACACAUUUGAGGGCGAGCUGACCUAGGGUGGGCCCAGGACUGGUUCAGAUAAUAAUCGUCACUGUUGUUGUCCGUGAAAUGGAAUGGAACCACUCCCUACACUGAAACUCAACAGUCACACAUUAAACAAAGAUUCCCCGUAUAGCCUUGACAGACUGUUGGGGCAAGUGCGAUUAGCGAGAACCUAUGAAGGCCGGAAUGGUACACGAGGGGGUGAGUGGCCAGCACCACGCCGGGCUGAUGUUUACACAGGUACUCAUUUGAGGCCGAGUCGACCUAGGGGAGGCCUAGGACUGGUUCAGAUAAUCGUCACUGGUGUUGACCGUGAGCGGGAAUCGAACCCUGGGUCGCCGGGUUUGUAGCGCAGCGUACAAACCGCUACACUCCAGACACACGCUCACUGACGCACGCACGUGAUCACUCACCGACACACACUGACACCCUCAUUCCAUCCACUCUCCCUGUCAGUGCCAUCUUCAUCUCUCUACGGCCUUCUCCAUCUCAUUCUCUGUCGCUGUACGUCUGUCUGUGCCUCUCUUUGUCUGUCUCCCCGUCUGCUGGAAGUGAAUGGACAUUUCCUGCGUGCCUCCCUUUUAAUUAGGUGGUCACCGAACAUGGAUAACACGAGCGUACAUAUAUAAACAAAUACCGGGAUCAAUAUCGUGCUCUACGUUGAAUGGGAACACGCACAUUUGAUAAAUAUUCAUCUAAUAUCAAUACAAAUCAUGAGAGAGCCUUGCUUUGAGGUGUAUCGUCAUUUGUGUGAAAGCUGCACCCUGGCGAAUGUUUGACUUGGAGUAAAAAAUGGAAAUGUUCGUUCGAUGGAGAGCUCGUGGUGCACCUAGCCUGGCACGAGCACCGUGGUGACGUCACCGCAACUUCGUGGCGAACGACGGUCGUUGUUUUGGGGGAGGUGGGUUUGUGUUCAAUGUACCGGUUUGACUUUGUUUACAUAAUAGCCUUACUCGUGGGAGCAGGCUUGAAAAUGUUCGGGGUCGGAUUUCGGUGGAAGGUAAUGUGCCGUUUGUAAACGCACAGAACGCCACGAUCCUUUGGAAUUCGUGCAGGUGGUUAUCUUGAAGUCUGCGACGCCGUUUGUACGUAUAAGAGAAGAUGGUACAGUUGGUUUAAACGUCAAAGAAACUAUAUUGGGACCUGUCAUGUGUAUAUACUAGACUGAUUAUUGUACAGAUUGUGUGUGUGUGUGUGGCAAAAAUGAUUGUAAACUGGAUAUUAUUAUGCUACACAUGCAUUUCUAUUGCAAGACAUGUUUUGGCAAUAAAGAAAUGAAGAGACUAAAA
This is a messenger RNA of Lethenteron reissneri (Far Eastern brook lamprey), 4140 nucleotides long. Its product is annotated as interleukin-1 receptor-associated kinase 3-like. NCBI's taxonomy places the organism in Eukaryota, Metazoa, Chordata, Hyperoartia, Petromyzontiformes, Petromyzontidae. The record is from RefSeq and is a predicted model, not a curated record. Gene Ontology annotation, biological process: signal transduction; protein phosphorylation. Gene Ontology annotation, molecular function: protein binding; protein kinase activity; ATP binding.